GUGUAUUACGCGGAACUAACUGUGCACCGCAGUUCUGUGGUGUACACGAAUGUGGCCCCGGUUUUCAGUAGCCAUGUUUCGGUUUUAUUUCUUAGUGCUUUUCCCUCUGCUUUUUGAAUCGGUGUUUCCGAUUUCUUUCUUUUUAUCCGUAAAUUCUCGGAAAUGUUUACGGGAAGAGAUCCAUAAAGACGUAUUGGUCACCGGUGAUUACGAUGUUUCUGAGCAGCCAAACACCAAGACCAAUCUUAAGAUUACUGAUUCCUCUGGGCACAUCCUUUAUUCAAAAGAAGAUGCUUCAAAAGGAAAGUUUGCCUUCACGACAGAGGAUUAUGAUAUGUUUGAAGUUUGCUUUGAAAGCAAAUCCCCGAUGGGAACUGGGCGAGUCCAAGACCAGCUGGUUAACUUGGACAUGAAACAUGGUGUAGAGGCAAAGAAUUACGAAGAGAUCGCCAAGGUGGAGAAGCUGAAGCCUCUGGAGGUGGAGCUGCGGCGACUCGAGGACCUCUCUGAGUCCAUCGUGAAUGAUUUUGCCUACAUGAAGAAGCGUGAGGAAGAGAUGAGGGACACAAACGAAUCAACAAAUGCACGCGUCUUGUACUUCAGCAUCUUUUCCAUGUGCUGUUUGAUUGGCUUGGCCACCUGGCAGGUAUUCUACCUGCGUCGCUUCUUCAAGGCAAAGAAGCUCAUUGAGUGAAGCUGUGUGCCAGCUGGAGAACAGUCCACUUGGUGGCCUCAUCCAGCCACCAUCCAGAGCAGAGACGGGGAAGCCAAUCUAGUUGCGGCAAAUAAAUCGAAAGGAUUGAUGAAGAACAAGUGUGAUAUGGCCACUUUCAUGAGGACUCAAAUUUACCACUGAAAUGCUAUCAAUUUAUUGCACUGUUUCACUCAGUUCUAAGCAUUAGGUAGGUCUAAUUUCCAACGCUGAAUCUUUACUGGUUUUUUAUUUUAUAAAUGCCAUUUUCAGAGGAUUUUAGCCUUUUCAGAUGUUGGUAAAGGAAGCGCAUUGCUAUGCGCAAUGAUUGUUUUUAGAGCCCUACUCCAUUUUUUAUUGUCUUCAGGGUUUUAUGCAUAAAUAUGGAAAGAUGUCAGCAGUCUACCUAUGAAUAAAUCGAGUUGACCAAUACACCAAA
Molecule: messenger RNA, 1130 nt
Organism: Anguilla rostrata (American eel)
Lineage: Eukaryota; Metazoa; Chordata; Actinopteri; Anguilliformes; Anguillidae
Product: transmembrane emp24 domain-containing protein 10-like
Exons: 5
Coding region: 50-694 (214 amino acids)
Biological process (GO): Golgi organization; intracellular protein transport; endoplasmic reticulum to Golgi vesicle-mediated transport
Cellular component (GO): endoplasmic reticulum; endoplasmic reticulum-Golgi intermediate compartment; COPII-coated ER to Golgi transport vesicle
Source: RefSeq, a predicted model, not a curated record